CGAGAUGCGCAGUUCUCCUUGCUCAUAUUCGACGAAUGUCAUCACGCCAGAAAGAACCAUCCAUACAGCCAGAUAAUGCGCGAGUAUAUCGAAACACGCGUGGACCUGCGUCCCAAGAUAUUUGGCAUGACUGCCAGCCCUGUGUGGGACGUCAAGAACGUGCAGAAAUCGCUUGCAGAUCUUGAGAGGACGCUCGACGCGAAAGUGGUUGCGGUGCGGGCAAAUGCGGAGGAAUUGAUAUCCCAUGCUCCUACAGCGGUAGAGGUCAUCAAACGUUUCUCGCCUUCGCCCCUGCACUACGACGGGUUCCCCGUUCCUACACUUUGGGACUACAUCUCGGUCUUCGAAAGGACCUUUUUGGAUUCAGGAGUCAACUGGGA
This is a messenger RNA of Mycena citricolor, 380 nucleotides long. The record is from the annotation of a GenBank genome assembly. NCBI's taxonomy places the organism in Eukaryota, Fungi, Basidiomycota, Agaricomycetes, Agaricales, Mycenaceae.